Otolemur garnettii (small-eared galago) is the source of this 1588-nucleotide messenger RNA. RefSeq names its product transmembrane protein 222 (gene TMEM222). The coding region runs from base 1 to 663 and encodes 220 amino acids. Lineage: Eukaryota; Metazoa; Chordata; Mammalia; Primates; Galagidae. The record is from RefSeq and is a predicted model, not a curated record. The transcript is spliced from 5 exons.
AUGGCGGAAGUGCAGUCGCCGACGGCGGCCGGGACGGACAUGAAACAGUACCACUGCUCUGGGGGUGUCGCCAUGGACGUGGAGCGGAGUCGUUUCCCCUACUGCGUGGUGUGGACGCCUAUCCCGGUGCUCACGUGGUUUUUUCCCAUCAUUGGCCACAUGGGUAUCUGCACCUCCACAGGAGUCAUUCGGGACUUCGCUGGCCCCUACUUUGUCUCGGAAGACAACAUGGCCUUUGGAAAGCCUGCCAAGUACUGGAAGUUGGACCCUGCUCAGGUAUAUGCUAGCGGGCCCAAUGCGUGGGACACAGCUGUGCACGACGCCUCUGAGGAGUAUAAGCAUCGCAUGGUAGGUUCCUGGGCAGGGCUGGUGCUCCUGAGGCAGGACCAGGGGAGAAAGUUCCCAUACAGCCCAUCCCUGACCCAACCCUUCCGGCGCCUCCAGCACAAUCUCUGCUGUGACAACUGCCACUCACAUGUGGCAUUAGCCCUGAACCUGAUGCGCUACAACAACAGCACCAACUGGAAUAUGGUGACACUCUGCUUCUUUUGCCUACUCUAUGGGAAGUAUGUCAGUGUCGGGGCCUUCGUGAAGACUUGGCUGCCCUUUGUGCUCCUCCUGGGCAUCAUUCUGACUGUCAGCCUGGUCUUUAACCUCCGGUGAUGGCUGUCCCAUGGUCCUGAACCAGGCUCCAAAAGAGGCAGCUACCACCCUCCUUUGGUUCCAAAUUCUUUCUCCUCACCCCAAAAGGCAGGGUUGGGCCUGCUUGUUAAGGACCCUGGCAUCUGGGGUAGUCUGAGGAUGAGCCGUGGGGUGAAGUGUUUGUUAUCUCACUGCCCAUUCAGAAGCCCCUGGUCCCCUGCUCCCUGGGCUUAUGACCCCCACCCUUAAAGUCCCUUCUUUAUUUUUGUGUUGGAAAGACCUUAGCUUCCUCUGUAGAGCUUCUGCUGGUGCCUACUGGACUCCUGCCUUAGCCCAGUGCCCAGUGUGAGGAGGGGAGGACAUUUGGACCCACUGGACAAGGCAGCACUGGGACCAGAGCCAGCCCUGCCCUUCUGCAUUAGCUCUGGUCCCAGGGUGGGCUGGGGUACACUGGCAAGUCUAUCAGCUAAGCUACCCUGGGCCUCUAGAACAAUCCAGAAGGGCUGGCUGGGCCUCUCAGCAAUCUGCCAAAAGCUCCUCUGGGGGAAGUGUGUACCCAUUUCCUGUGGUCCUCCAGCCUAUACAGUCCCUCUUAAUCCCCCCAGUGCCUCCCAGCAUUAGGCUCAUUUACCCAGCAGUUUGGGGCGUGGUUGGAGAGGUGUGUGGAGCUGACAUGUGCCAGAAUGAGCCUGUAAACAGCAGUGGCUCCAGCCCCAGGUGUGGGCCUUGGGCUGGUGAUGGCUCCCUUUGGGUCCAAAUUACAAUAGCCUGCCAGCACUGCCGUGCCAUCAGAGAGCAGAAGGGAGGCUGCCCCCCACCACCACCUAACUACAGCUCCCCCUGCAAGUUGUCAAGAAAGGCCCUGUGCCACCCACCUUACCCUCCUGCUCCACGGAUUCCUUUGUGAGGGGCCCCUAGGCAGGAUAAUAAAGAGUUUUGACUUCAA